Sarcophilus harrisii (Tasmanian devil) is the source of this 3949-nucleotide messenger RNA. It is a transcript of the gene SPICE1, whose product is annotated as spindle and centriole associated protein 1. Lineage: Eukaryota; Metazoa; Chordata; Mammalia; Dasyuromorphia; Dasyuridae. Gene Ontology annotation, biological process: mitotic spindle assembly; regulation of centriole replication; metaphase chromosome alignment. The record is from RefSeq and is a predicted model, not a curated record. Bases 128 to 2707 code for a protein of 859 amino acids. The transcript has 18 exons. Gene Ontology annotation, cellular component: centrosome; centriole; spindle.
CGGGGCUUCGGUAACCCGGGCGACUCGACCGGAAGCUGAGGGACAGCACCAAGCUACGGCGGGGCCGGGCCUCUGGGGAGGUGCCAGGGUUUGAUUAACGGAGCUGAACGGCCGCGGAAACAUCGAGAUGUCAUUUGUGAGGCUGAGCCGUUUUGGUCCCCGUGGAAAUGCAAGAAAAGUGCUGAAAGCUAAAAAGAAGAAAACUCCAUUGAAGCAAGAAUGGGAUAGUACCGUGAAUGAUUUAACAGUACAUCGAGCAACUCCUGAAGACCUGGUACGUCGUCAUGAACUACACAAAUCAAAGAAUAGAGCACUUGCCCAUUGGGAACUUCAAGAGAAAGCUUUGAAGAGAAAAUGGAAAAAGCAGAAACAGGAUACUCCAGAUCUUCUUGGAAAAAGGAGAUUGGCUAUCAUGAAGGAGAUCCUCUCCGAUCACUACCAGAUGCAAGAUACAUUGGAAAAAUCUGAUGAGAUGAUGGCUGUAGCAAAAGAUCUGUUUGGUGAUGCCCCUCGUAGGCGCACAGGCUAUCCUAAUGUAACAGUUGCUCCUGCCUCUGAGAUUGGUUCCUCCCCUGGCCCUAUUGUGUCAAAAAGAGAUUCUCUUACUGAGUCAAUCAAUGAAUCUGCUAUUGACCCUCAGGCUCUUAAUGAAGUAGAAGAAGAAGGUGACGAAAUUGUAAUCAGCCAGUCAGAAGAUAGUGAAAGUGAAUUGGAUGGCUCUCUGAACUUUCAGUCUAAUAUAAGAACAGACAGGCUUCUUCAGCGCCUGAAUGAGGAGAAUUCUGAAUUCAUUUCUAAGUUAUGUACAGAUAUGCGGCAAAAAAUUGCUUCAUCACAAAAAAUGACUCCACCAACCACUCCAACGGUUGUUGCUCCAUCAUUGGAAAAUAGAGCUUUGAAUGGUACUCAAACAGUCAAGAGGAUCCAGUCAAGACUGCCAUCUGAGGAAUCUGCACAGAAUGUAGAUGCAAAUUAUGUUGCUGGGCAAAUGCUGAAUCCUAACUCAAGAAAACAAAAGCAGCAGUUAGCCAAAGUGAAGAAAAAACCAGAUAUUUCCAAGAUGAAGAAAAAUGUUUCUUUCAACAAUGUAACCACCUCAGAUUUACCAAGUGGUGAUGGCUCCAGCCUGGAUACCCUAAAACACAUGAUACACGAAGUGGAGCAUGAAAUGGAAGAAUAUGAACGAUGGACAGGGCGAGAAGUCAAGGGAUGGAAAAAUAAUCAAGGUCUGACUGGUUUUACCUUAUCCCUAGUGAGCUCCCUCUGUCGGCUGGUGCGCUACCUUAAGGAGAGUGAGAUGCAACUGCGUAAGGAGGUUGAUACAAGGCAACAACUGGAAGUGGUAUUAGGUGAUCAUCGAGAAUUGAUUGAUGCCCUGACUGCAGAAAUUCUCCUUCUCAGAGAUGAAAAUACUGCUUUACAAGCAAAAUUGCAGCAGUACAUGGUAACAACUGAUGAGCAAUUAAUUUCACUCGCACAUGCCAUUAAAAGUAUCCCUAUAAUAGGAUCUAACAGAGAAGAAAACCCAGUCUCAGAAAGGGGAUUAGCAAUCAGAAGCAUUGCCAAUAGUCAAGAGGCUCCAGUUAUAAAUGAUAACAUCUCUGUUCCAUUGAUAUUCAGAAGGGAAGUGACUGAAUUCCCCCAGGAAGAACUACCUGUUAAGCUGACUCAGUUGCCAAAUCCCCCAGAUGGUUCGGGUCUUCCCAGCAGUUUACCGGUCCAUAUGUUUGAGCCAGCUGUUAUGCUAACACCUCCUAGGCAAAAAAGCAACCCAGAGUUCCCUCCAAUGCAGGAAGUGUUGAGGAGGACAGUUCAAACUCGUCCUGCCCCACGUAUUCUUCCAAGUGUAGAAAUAACUGAGAAGGAACAAAAUUGGGAAAAGAAGAACUUGCCUAACACUGUAGAAAUUCCAAACUCAAAUGAGGAAAACCGUCUCUUCACCCAGAGAUGGAGAGUUUCUCAUAUGGAUGAAGAUUUAGAGAACAAAACCCAGCCUUUAUUUACCAGCAUGUCACAGGCCCAGUGCCCUCCUUCCCAUUUUCAGCAUUCGGGGAACCAUACUUUUCCAGAAGAACCUCCAGUACUUGGAGAUGGACAGCAGCUAAGAACAGAUGAGCCUUUCCUGCAUAAUAAAGAUCUGAUGGCUCGAAUUGCUGAAUUAACACUGCAAAAUUCUGCUAUUAAAGCACAUCUGAACAAUUUUAUAGGACCUUCAGGGGAACAAGGAGAUGGACCUCAGGAUCCAGCCAAACUGGAAAAUAUAAACGACAUGACAACAACUUUUCCAGCAAUGCAAAUACAAAUUCCAAACAGCAUGGAGGAACGAAUAGCAGAAUUGAAUCGUCAGAGUGUAGAGGCUCGUGGGAAAUUGCUGCAGUUAAUAGAACAGCAAAAACUUGUCUGUUUGAAUUCUUCCCCUCCGUCAAGUUCUCCUGGUCACUCACCUUUGAGAGCAUGGACUGAAGGUGGAAAGAGGACAAUUGAAGUGUCUGUUCCAGGGGCAGAAGCUACUGAGUGCUUGAAAGGCAGUGCUAUUUCUCCUGCUAAUGGGAUGAAUGCAAGAAGAUCUUCAGGUGCCACCAGUUAUUCCUGCUCCCCAUUAAAUACCACUUCAGGGAGUGGAAGAUUUACACCUCUCAAUCAGAGGGCAAAGGUUGAGAAGCAAAGAGAAGAAGGCUGGUUUGCUCUCUCUACACAUGUGACAUAAGUGAAGUUUGUUUUACAGACUUUGUUUUAUUUUUAAAUAUUUUCUUCAUGAACUUCAUUUCCCAGCCUCCCCUCCCCCCAACUUUUGUUAUUCCUUUAGUUCACACACAAAAACUUAUACGUCAGUUCUUCUGUUAGAAGUAAAACAUUUAUCAUAUUUCUGCAUUUAUUUUGAAUGGUGACCUUUUGAAAAAAUACCUAUUUAAGAAACAGCCCUUCCGAACAGAAAUUUGAAAGUUAGGGAAUUACAGUAUAACAUUCCAGUUAUUUCUUUUGUGGAACCAAGUUGAGGACAAAAUGAGCCUUUUAAAUUUCUCACUAUUUGAUUUUAACAAAAACUAUAACAUUUGUUUCUGAAACUAUUAAAUUCUUGUUUUUUUGGUCACCUAAUAAGUGUUACCUUUGACAAACUCUUAGCUUUUUUUUUUUUUUAAAGAACAGAGUUGGUGAAGGUCAGUCUUUGUAAUAAAAGUUUUCUCUCUGGUAUGAGUACAAUUAUUGAUUUAUGAAAAUAUUUUUAACAUCUUCAUGAUCUCAGACUAACUCCUUUGGAAGUUACUGCUUUCUCCCACUUUUUUUGAGCACGUUAAUUUUUUUUUAAUGGAUGUGUGAGUAUGUUUGUGUGUGUUCAGUAAAUGAGAAUAGUUGUAUAUAUAUUAUAGAAUGUGCUUAUUUUUUUUUUAAUGUAAACUUAGCUAUAAUGGUGAGCAAUGAAUUUUAAAAUAAAAAAAUAGUAAUUUGCAUCUUAAAUUUUUAUGUUCACUAUUGUAACAGUACCCAUUUUUAUAAGUAUCAAAUGUCAAAAAGCAAUAAUAAUUAGCUAAUGCUAGAUCUGGUAACUGAAAAGGGAUUAUGGAUUAUGGAUUUAAAAAUUAUUCCUUCCUUGUGUUAUCUUAAAAGAGAUCAUUAUAGGACAAUAAGCAAACUGAGUAUAAGUAAGUACUUUGCAGUUUCCCAAAUAGGUUGGGCAUUGAGUUCUCUUGAAAACUUGAUUUUUAAAAUAUUUGUUAUUUUUAUCUUUUAGAUAUUGACUUAUUCAGCCUGUAUUUGUUAAAGUUUUUAUUUAUUAAUCAUGCUCAGUGGUAAAAAUGGAAAUUUUUUCCUCAAGAAAUACUGACUGUAUUUCCAUUAAAUUAUUUGUAUAGUUUGUCCUCCAUCCUUAUUCACUUUUUUGUUUUAACUGGCAUUGCACUGUGUGUAAUAGUACUUUAAUAAAUGUUAUCCCAGUCUGAGUCAUAAACCA